Molecule: messenger RNA, 671 nt
Organism: Brassica rapa (field mustard)
Lineage: Eukaryota; Viridiplantae; Streptophyta; Magnoliopsida; Brassicales; Brassicaceae
Biological process (GO): double fertilization forming a zygote and endosperm; regulation of double fertilization forming a zygote and endosperm; regulation of protein localization to cell surface
Cellular component (GO): vesicle; extracellular region
Source: RefSeq, a predicted model, not a curated record
AACCAUCUAAACAUCUAAAGUACAAACCAAAAAGAAAAAUAUCUAACUAUAGAAAGAAAGAUGGGAAGAAAAUUUAUUGUCUCUAUGAUCAUAGCCAUAAUCCUUUGUGCUACUAUUUCUGUCACUCAAAGUGAAGCUCAACUCCAGAAGCCACUGACGAUUCCUGGAUUUUUUGCCCCUGGUUCACCUGUUGAUCUGAUAAAAUGUUGGUCGUCUCUCUUCAGUGUUGAAGGAUGUGUACUUGAAAUCUCUAAAUCAAUUUUCUCAGGAAAAUUUGAAAAUGUUGAAGCCGCAUGUUGCAAGGCAUUCUCAACCUUAGACGCAAAUUGUUGGCCCCAUAUGUUUCCAUUGAAUCCAUUCUUUCCACCUCUUCUCAAGGACAACUGUGCUAGCAUCAUUCCUAACUUCUCAGCACACAAUUGAAACCUUAGAUUUGUAGUAGAGUAUUCUCUAGCUAUAAGAAGUUUUAUGUUUAAUUGUUUUUUUUUUGGCGAAAUACGAACUUAUGUCUAUCUUUUGACCAUGAAUAUCCUCAAUAAUUUCAAAUCUCUUAGUAAUUAUCGUUCAUAAGUUUUAACUUUGAUUGGGAUUAUGGUGACAGUAACACACAAAGAUAGGAAUCGAGACAGAUUAAAACUGAAGAAUGUGAUCUAAGAAAAAUCUACGUGUUA